Molecule: messenger RNA, 786 nt
Organism: Emiliania huxleyi CCMP1516
Lineage: Eukaryota; Haptophyta; Isochrysidales; Noelaerhabdaceae
Exons: 2
Coding region: 1-786 (261 amino acids)
Source: RefSeq, a predicted model, not a curated record
AUGCUGUUCCCAGCAGCCGGCCUCGUCGCGAUCGCUACUGCCGGCCUCAUCGCGGUCGGGCACCACGUUACCCAACGCUUCUUCCUCGCGCUGGGCCUCGGUUGGACAAAGCGGAGAAAUUAUGCGGUGUCGCGGGACUACUGGGAGAGCCGCUACUCGGGCCGCACCUGCUGGUCACUGCGACCCCACGAGCAGGCAUUCCACCUGGCGACGGCUCACCCGGCCUUGCUGCUCGUGGCGAUGCUCUGGCUGUGUGCGCCGUCGCUGGUCGUAGUUGAGCCGGGUACGCUUCCCGUGAGCAGCCUGCAGGGCGGGUCGCCGCCUGGCCUGCCCUUCCUGGGAGUAUUUCACGUCGCUGGGCUGGGCUCCCCGCUGAUGCUUUACGACACCUCGCACUGCUCGUGGGAUGAAGGGACGCGCAUCGCCCGCUGCCCGCUCAAAGGUGCCGCAGUCGCGUGGUCUGGAGCCACGGGCGGGGCCGGCGGGCUCUCCUCAGAGAGCGGGCUGGCUGCCCUAGCGGCAUCGCUGAGCACGAACCUCCUCUCCCUCGCCACCGCUCUCCUCCAGCCCUCGCUCGUCUUCCGCUUCGAGCCAUCGCGGCGCAGCGCCUCGGUGACGGGCGAGGCGCUCGGCCUCUCGGCGCCGACCGCCUCGCUGCUCACCUCCCACCGUGGCGGCGUGUGGCGCUGGGAAGGCCGGGAGAUGGUGCCCCUCAUGACCAAGGCGGGCAGGCGCAACCGCGGCAACCUCAACAAGCUCGCCGCCGCCGCUCGCGCCGCACAGUGA